Molecule: messenger RNA, 1068 nt
Organism: Diorhabda carinulata
Lineage: Eukaryota; Metazoa; Arthropoda; Insecta; Coleoptera; Chrysomelidae
Product: globin-like
Exons: 4
Coding region: 480-983 (167 amino acids)
Molecular function (GO): heme binding; oxygen binding
Source: RefSeq, a predicted model, not a curated record
AAUUCUUCUAUUAUUCAUUUCGAGGUUUAUGUUUCAGAUCAUUUUCACAUAAAUUUAUUUCUCACAAAAAUGUGAGGCGACUCAAAUAUUUUCUCACUUUUUUUAUUUAUUUGUUUCUAAAAGAAUCACUAAUCUUUCGACGAGGAAACAACGCAACACUCUGUAUAGUAUUAUAUAUCUUUAUGUAUUAAAUCUGUCCUUCGUUCCACCGGAUGAUUUAUAUUGAAUGCCUUCUUCUAUAAUUAACUUGAGACUGUGUCUCGCGAACAUACAUACACGUUCAAUUGUCGAAUGAAAAUUUUUUGACAACACUUGAUGUGUCCUCAAUUUAUUUACCCGAUUCUCUUUAUCUUCUUAGCGUUUAUCAAUAAACUAUGCAUCCAAAAAAUUAAACGAUAAUUUAGUGAAUAAUUGAAUUGGCUGGAUUUUUAUGUUUCUAAUUGAAAUUAUGGAUUUUUCUAAUUUUAGUUUUGACUAAAAUGGGAAUUAUUUGGAGUUUAUUUGGAUACGAUACAGGUAGAAUUGAUGAUCCUGAUCCCACUACGGGGCUUACUUCAAGAGAAAAAUUUCAUAUAAGAACGUCGUGGGCAAAAAUUAUGAAAAAUCCAACAGAAUCGGGAGUAGCUUUACUUUUAUUGUAUUUCAAGAAGCAUCCAUAUUCCAAAGAAUUGUUUAGUUUUAAAAAUAUACCGGACGAAGAACUACCAAAAUCCGUACAAUUUAAGGCACAUUGUAAUAGUGUUAUUCACACAGUUGCGUCAAUAAUCGAUUCAUUAGAUAGUACAGAUUUACUUGUAAUUAUUAUAGAAAGAAUCGGUACGACGCAUAAACCUAGAAAUGUAACACCUAAAUUAUUUAUGGAACUGAAAGAAACUAUGUUAGAACUUUUUUCUUCGAUUAUGAAAAAAGAAGAAAUUGAAGCUUGGGAAAAAGCAUCACAAGUUGUUUUUACCGUAAUCAUUAACGGUCUUAAUAAACAAUAAAAAUAUCUAUUAAACAUUAAGUUUUUUUUAAUUAUAUUCUGUUAUAUAUUCAAUAAAUAAAUAAUUAAUAGAAAUAUAGCAACAA